AUGGCCUACCGAUUCGAAAGUGACAGCGACAGCGAAGGCUCCUACAUCUCCAGCCGAUUCGCCGAUUACGGCUUCACGGACGUAAGCAGAUCUGCCCGGGGCAGGACCGUUGACUCCAUGGCUUGGGAUAUCGAGAAUCCUUUUUCCAACCUCCAAAUUAUGGAGUCGAGAGUCGAGGGGCCCACUGGGCCUUAUAUUCACGUUGACAACAAUAUGGGCGAGCAGAUUAUCGUCCCCGAUCUUGCCGUUUUUCAAGGAAUGUUCGGCAGCGACUGGCAGCAUUCCCCAAGGCACACCAUCAUUUUCAACACCAUCGACACCUGCGAGUUCGUCAUUGACUUGACCGACCGCGAAGAGCCCCCGGACGGACUACCCACGCACCUCAUGGCCCGCAUCGAGAAGCCCCGCCGGAAUAACCAGCUCCUAUGCUCGGCAGCGUUCCAGAAGCUGGCCCAUCGGAAGUUGCCUUCACUCGUGCCCAAGGUCUGGGGUGCCGGGACUACGCGCACCGGAGACGGUCUUCAGCUUCACUACCUCCUUAGCCAGCAUUAUCAAGACGCUGUGCCCACUGAGAAGUACUGGGACGAAUUCAACCCGGUCGUAAAGAAAGCUUUCAUGAAGGACAUCAUCGACGCUAUGUCAGAGCUGCAGAAGAUCAACUUUGGUGAUCUCGACAUGGAGGACUGGGUCAUCCUUUCCGAGAAUGGCCUACAGACACAAGAAAUGGAAGAAAUACCUGCGGUAGGCAAUUCGCAAGUGGGUUGGUUCAGUGACAUGGCCUCGUUCCUAACGAAGAGACUUUCACCAGGAAACGCUAGGUACGAGCUCGCAACCUCCAACGACGGUUCGAUCCUUCUUGACGGCGAUUUCAAGAAGGACAGCUCCAUUCACCACCAGGUCGAGUUCACCCCAGACAACCUGGCCCUCCUAACAUACUCCAGCGCCUUCUGCCACAACGACCUCGAACCUCGUAACAUCCUGAUGCGACCACGGCAAGUUGAUUUUGGCCCAGGCUAUGAGCUUGUGGCCAUUACCAACUUUGAUUUUGCAGGUUUCUUCCCCUUCGCCUAUGAGACGGCUAUCAAGGACACUCUCCUUGGGUUGCAGAACCGGUGCGCGAGUUGGUACGAGCUGUACAAGGAUAUGACGCACCGGUUUCUGUGGGUGCAUGAGAAUCCCACUGGAAAUGAGAGCAGCCAGGAGAAGCUAAUCAGAGCCAUUGUCCUUACGGAUGCGGCGAGAAAGAAUGCCCAGGGCUUCCAUGUGGGUAAUAGAGUGCAAGAGAAGUGGUUGGACAGAGAAAAGUUUGUGAGGGGAUUGAAUGGCCAGGAUGGCUUUGUGAGACCGGAAAAUGUUGACAAGGUGUUCAAGCCUGAAGAUGAUGCUCGACUGGAGGAGGAGGCUAUGGAGGAGCUUGGGUACAUCUAA
Colletotrichum chrysophilum is the source of this 1428-nucleotide messenger RNA. RefSeq lists its product as uncharacterized. The record is from RefSeq and is a predicted model, not a curated record. The transcript has a single exon. Bases 1 to 1428 code for a protein of 475 amino acids. NCBI's taxonomy places the organism in Eukaryota, Fungi, Ascomycota, Sordariomycetes, Glomerellales, Glomerellaceae.